Contarinia nasturtii (swede midge) is the source of this 2349-nucleotide messenger RNA. Its product is annotated as eukaryotic translation initiation factor 4 gamma 3-like. The record is from RefSeq and is a predicted model, not a curated record. The transcript has 3 exons. Bases 292 to 1563 code for a protein of 423 amino acids. Gene Ontology annotation, molecular function: translation initiation factor activity; mRNA binding; protein binding. NCBI's taxonomy places the organism in Eukaryota, Metazoa, Arthropoda, Insecta, Diptera, Cecidomyiidae. Gene Ontology annotation, cellular component: eukaryotic translation initiation factor 4F complex.
GCAUACAAACGAAUUUGGAACAUAGCACUUUUCAUUUGCAAAAAGUCGUAAAUCAUUAGGUAUUCCUAUUCUAUCAGCAUCGCCCAGUCUUAAAUAGGCAAUCGAAGCAAACAGUUAGCAUUCUUUUCUGUGCACACAUCAUUUGUUGAAUAAUUGUUGUUUUUUGUCUGCAUUUCACGUCGACUAAUUAAACAUUUCAUCGUCAAGCAUUUUUGUUUUCAAUAUAUUCGAUUUAAUUUGGCAUUGUUUUGAUUGAUACUCAGCGAAUAAAAAAAAACUUGUCGCGACAAAAUGAGUCCAUUAGCACCGCAAGUAAGCAGUACACUCGCAUUGUUGAACGGCUCCAAAAAUGAAGAACCAAAAAUAAUCGAUACCGAGAAACAUGUAUACUCAGUGACUGAUUUGAUUGAGAUGCGUCACGAUCGAAGCCAAGCACCGAAUUUAAAUAACAGCAAUUUGCUUGCAUUAAUCACCCGUGGCGAGCCCGGUGCGCCGAAAUCGAAAUUUACCAACAUGAUCAGUUUCAAUCAUCGGCCAAUAGUACGGCAUCACAAUGGUAGCUUCAUGAGCAACGGUAGCAGCUUUAACGGCGAACGCCAACGGCAUUCAAUUCGAGACAGAGGUCAUACCAAUGGUACGCACAACGGUGUUCAUAUUCGUAUGUCCAUUAAAAGCGAUGUAAAGCUCAAGGAAGCGGAAAAUGCAUGGAAACCAUCAUUUUUGCAGAAAAAUGAUAAAAAUGAUGAUGGUGAAGCAGAAGAACUGUACAAACAAGCACGUUCGAUUCUAAAUAAAUUGACGGCACAAAAUUUCGGCAUUUUGUCAGAGCAAUUUCAAAGCUUGAAAAUCGACACAAAGGAAAAGUUGGUCGGUGUUAUUAAUUUAGUGUUUAACAAAGCAGUUAAUGAGCCGAGUUUUUCGGAAGGAUACGCUAAAUUGAGCCAAUAUUUAUCGCAUUGUUCACAACAAAUCGAUUCAUCGUUGACAGAACGUGCAUAUUUCAAACGUACGCUUAUUAACAAAUGCCAAGUCGAAUUUGAACAGCAUGUGGCCAAUAAAAAUACAACCGAAGCGGCCCUUGCACCACUCAUGGCAAAAAUGAAGGUAUGCCAAGAACAAAACGAUCAAAAUGGCAUCAAAGAAAUCAAAACUCAAAUCACAGAAGAGGAAUCAGCUUUGCGACGACGUUUGGUUAGUACAGUACGUUUUAUCGGUGAAUUGUAUAAGCUGGAUAUGUUGACAACAAACAUUAUGAACGUGUGCAUCCAUGCCUUGAUUCGUGAGGCAGCACCGAAUCAAUCGAACACAUCACAAGCCAAUGAGAAGUUGGAAUGUGUCUGCAAAUUGUUGACAACGGUUGGCGGUAAACUUGAACAGAGGUCUGCCGAUAAUGUACAAAAUUUGGAUCUCACCGUCUAUAUGAACCAACUGAAACGUAUUGCCGACAACAAAAUUCGCAAUUUCAAAACUACCACUCGUAUCAGAUUCAUGAUCAUGGACGUCAUCGAACUACGUAACAACCAGUGGAAGCCGAAGAAAACCAUCGCACAGAUAAGUCAAUGAAAACGGCACAGCUACAAAUGCCAUUGGACGAUGGUAUUCGAAUUGAAUUCCUAAUUUACCCCAUUAAGAUUUAUUUUGUUUUUACUAUUUCGAAAACAUUUUCCACAUAAGCUAGCAAACAAAAAGUAAGAAAAAACUUGUAUACUAAUAUUGAAUGUACAAAAAACCUUCCAGUUCGAAUUGUGUUAAUGUUUCCCUUUUAUUUUAUUUCUAUUGAUAUAAUAUAUGUUAGUUGGUUCUUGGUAUUUUUUUAUUUGCAAAAAUAGUAGUUUCUAUCACAUUUUGUAAAAAGUGUUCAUGUGUCCUUGAAUCGUAUACGCAGAAAAUAGACGUUAUUAAAUAUAUUACAUGAAAGGAACAAAACACAUGAGUGGUGUUGAUUUUUUUCAUGAAAAUUUAUUGCGACAACGCAUUCCGAUGUCGAUUUGUUAUUUUAUUAAUUUUGAAAACGUCGAACAAUAAAGAAGGAAAUGUAAUUAUUUAGACUCAAUUGAUAAAUGUCGUUGACAUUGUAAUUUCAUAAAGAAAAUUCGAAACAAUUCCAGCAUAUAUUUGUUUUGUAGAUAUUUUUACAUUCAAAUGUUGCUUAAAAAAUGAGACGAGAUUUUUAUUGAAUUACAUUCUGUACAUAUCAUAUCUGAUUGAUAUUGAUGACAUUUCCAAAUACAUAGAAAUUUAUUAUUCUCAAUUAAAAUAGAGAAUACAUAGUUUUUCAUAAAAUAAAAAAGGUGUACAAUAUAAAAUCCAUUUUGCUCAUAAAUAAUAAAUCGUUAAUUUAAUCGAACU